Molecule: messenger RNA, 2362 nt
Organism: Drosophila kikkawai
Lineage: Eukaryota; Metazoa; Arthropoda; Insecta; Diptera; Drosophilidae
Source: RefSeq, a predicted model, not a curated record
AGGACAGCACGGAGCAGAGCCAAGCAGCUCCGCAGAAAAAGGCGUGAAAAUCUGGUCAGAAAAAUAAACAAAAAUUAUAUACAAUUAGUUGAGAAGCGGGAAAAUAUUUGCAAUUUUUUGGGACAACCUAUAAGUGAGUGAAAAUAAUUAAGUUCAAUUUAUAAAAAUAAAUAAAUCGAAGCGGCCGCUGCGAAAACAAAAUCAGCUGCAUGGGCGCAGCGGUUUCAGCUGCUGAGCCAGUGCGCCGACUCGAAAAGCGGCCAGCGCGACUUGGAGACUUGUAAACACUUUUAGGCCAUGUGCUAAAAGCCAAAUACAAACACUCGCUGCGAACUGCGUCAGAGGCUGGCCCAAGCCAACCCAACCCAACCCAAGCCCAGCCAGGCAAGCCAGGAGGCAGAAAGGUAAACAAAAACCUGUGCGCGUGUUUGUAUCAAUAAAACACCGGCCGACCGUCAAGGCCUCCUUGCCACACCAGUGACGUCACCAUGGCUGGCUGCUGCAUACGCCCACGCACACUGGCUCACCUGCUGCCCCUGCCCCUGGGGCCGCUGUGGCGGCACUGCAAGCUCCUAUGCCUGCUCCUGGUCCUGCUGCUCCUCUGCGAGACGGUGCAGGCCAAUCCAGAUGCCAAGCGUCUGUACGAUGAUCUCCUCAGUAACUACAACCGGCUCAUCCGCCCCGUGAGCAACAACACGGACACAGUGCUGGUCAAGCUGGGCCUCCGGCUAUCCCAACUAAUUGAUUUGAAUCUCAAAGAUCAAAUUCUAACGACCAACGUGUGGCUGGAGCACGAGUGGCAGGAUCAUAAAUUCAAGUGGGAUCCCUCGGAGUAUGGCGGCGUCACGGAGCUUUAUGUGCCCUCCGAGCACAUCUGGCUACCCGACAUUGUGCUCUACAAUAAUGCCGAUGGCGAGUAUGUGGUCACCACCAUGACAAAGGCCAUUCUCCACUACACGGGCAAGGUGGUGUGGACCCCGCCGGCCAUUUUCAAGUCCAGCUGCGAGAUUGAUGUCCGCUACUUCCCCUUCGAUCAGCAGACCUGCUUCAUGAAGUUCGGCUCCUGGACUUAUGAUGGCGAUCAGAUCGACUUGAAGCAUAUCAGCCAGAAGAACGACAAGGACAACAAGGUGGAGAUUGGCAUCGACCUGCGCGAGUACUAUCCCAGCGUGGAGUGGGACAUCCUUGGCGUGCCAGCGGAGCGGCACGAGAAGUACUAUCCGUGCUGCGCGGAGCCCUAUCCGGAUAUCUUCUUCAAUAUCACCCUGCGGCGAAAGACUCUUUUCUACACGGUCAACCUGAUCAUUCCCUGCGUGGGCAUCUCCUACCUGUCGGUGCUGGUGUUCUACUUGCCCGCCGACUCUGGUGAAAAGAUUGCCCUCUGCAUCAGCAUUCUCCUGUCGCAGACCAUGUUCUUCCUUCUCAUCUCGGAAAUCAUACCCUCCACGUCCCUGGCACUGCCACUGCUGGGGAAGUACCUCCUAUUCACCAUGUUGCUGGUCGGGCUGAGCGUCGUCAUCACGAUCAUCAUACUCAAUAUACACUACCGGAAGCCAAGCACACACAAGAUGCGGCCUUGGAUUCGUUCCUUCUUCAUCAAGCGGCUGCCCAAGCUUCUGCUAAUGCGUGUCCCGAAGGACCUGCUUCGCGACCUGGCGGCCAACAAGAUCAACUAUGGGCUCAAGUUCAGCAAGACCAAGUUUGGACAGGCGCUGAUGGACGAGAUGCAGAUGAACUCCGGCGGCUCCAGUCCGGACUCUCUGCGACGCAUGCAAGGUCGUGUGGGUGCGGGCGGAUGCAAUGGCAUGCACGUGACCACGGCCACAAACAGAUUCAGCGGCCUGGUGGGCGCCCUGGGUGGCGGGUUGAGCACCCUGAGCGGCUACAACGGACUGCCAUCGGUGCUAUCCGGAUUGGACGACUCUCUGAGCGACGUGGCCGCACGCAAAAAGUAUCCUUUUGAGCUCGAGAAGGCCAUACACAACGUCAUGUUCAUACAGCAUCACAUGCAGCGCCAGGAUGAGUUCAAUGCGGAGGACCAGGACUGGGGCUUUGUGGCCAUGGUUAUGGAUCGUCUGUUCCUGUGGCUCUUCAUGAUCGCUUCCCUGGUCGGCACCUUUGUGAUCCUGGGCGAGGCUCCGUCUCUGUACGAUGACACCAAGGCCAUUGAUGUUCAGCUAUCCGAUGUUGCCAAGCAAAUAUACAAUCUAACCGAGAAGAAGAAUUAAAUUCAAGACAAUUUAACCUUAAGACAAUUUCCUAGUUUAAUGCAGUGUUUCAGCAAAUUGAUGGAAACGAAAAUUAAAAUACGGUAUAAUAAAAACGUUGGCCCAAAAGCAGCCAAGCAAAAUGCUGAAAUGCA